UGGGUAAACCGGUAAUAGUAAACCUUAAAAAUGCAGAGAAAAGUAGAGGGUUUUUUUUCACUCCGUUUGGGGCAGAAACCCCAAGAAGCUUGAUCACACUCUAUCAUCCUCUACUGCCUGUAUGUGUAGUAGCUAUAUCGGAGUAUAUUAUACACAUUUGAUUGUAUUUAUAUCAUACAAAUCUGGAUGGAGAAAGUGGUCCUGGACGCCACACAUGCAGGAGAUUGGACUUACAGGGGCGAAGGAGCUGCUAAUCUUGUUCUCGCUUACUCCGGAUCUUCUCCUCGUUUUGUUGGGAAAGUACUACGUGUGCAUAAGGUUUCGAGGAGUGAUUCUGAAUGUGAGAAUGCCCUCACAGCUUUAACCAUUCAUGAGUGCCUUUUGUGGAAGGAAAUCGAUGAUCUGGUGCUAGCCCCUACCAGGGAAUUUGCCGAGCAUCUUUAUGUGCAGCAUGUAAUGUGCCCGCUCCUGGGUACCGACCAUGUUGACUCUGGGACUUGUGUAUUUGUGGCCAAAGAAUUUUUAGAGGCUGUUGAAAGCAAUGUUCUUUCUCAACGUCCUUCCUGGCGAAUCAAUGAUGCGAUAUCCAACACACAAUGUGAAUCUGCACUUCUUUUAUCUGAUGUCUCAGUCUUUCCCCGCAGUACUCUUAAGGAUGAAUUCUGCAUCUCUGUUGAGAUAAAGCAGCCUAAAUGUGGAUUUCUGCCAGCUUCAAGAUUUAUUGCCGAUGAAAAUUAUGUAAAAAGGUGUAUAACUCGAUUUAAAAUGCAUCAGGCACUGAAACUACAUCAAGGAAAGGUAUCCAAAAUAAGCGAGUAUGAUCCAUUGGAUUUGUUCUCUGGGUCCUUGGAGACAGUAAAUAAAGCAAUGAAGGACCUUAUUGUCACACCACAGAACAACCUUCGUGUAUUCCUGAAUGGUACCCUUAUUUUUGGGGGAUCAGGCGGUCUCGCUGAUCCCACUUGUUGUUUGAAUGAGGAACUACUUGAAGAUGCAUUGAAAUGUGUGAUUCAGGCAGAAGAUGGCAUGCGCACAACUAAUUUCUUACAUCUUGUUGCUGAAGCAGUUUGCAGACCAGGAUUAUUAGAUAGGCUCCUUGAGGUCCAGAAGCUUGAUAAACUUGACAUAGAAGGGGCAAUUCAUGCAUAUUACAAUGUUAUUUCCCAGCCUUGCCCAAUAUGCAGAGUUUUUAAGGAAAACGAAAAGAAACUUUUAGAAAGAUAUACUUCUUUGCACUCAGACCCAUUAAGCAAGAGCUUGAAAAUUGUGAAGGAUUAUUUGAUUGCUGCUACUGCAAAGGACUUGAGUAUUAUGAUUAGUUUUAGACCCACUGAGAAGAGGGUUAUGGGAUCUUCCAAUGAUAUUGUUUCACUGAAAUUAAACAGUCAGUGCUUUGAAUACAAGGCAUCAUUUAUUGACCUGGAUAUGAAACCUUUGAAGAAGAUGGCAUACUAUUUUGAGUUGGACCAGAAAAUUGUUAGACAUUACUCUCAGAUGGUUAAAUCAAACAUUUACUCGGAGAGAGUUGCUAGCAUCAAGGAUACACUGCACCAUGAACAAACAAGUGCAGUGGAAGAUGUUUCUCACACAAGAGAUUCUUCUGUAAUUGGAGCUUAAUGGGCUGUAGAAAGAAAGGACCAGAUCAGGCUUUUCCUUUACUGCAAGGAAAGUGAUAUAUCAACAACUUUGUUGUCCUGCCACCUUUCUAUCUAUAUUCACAUGCGGUGUGCAUUCGCAGAGCUGGAUUUUACAUUAACUUAUUUCGUAAAAACAGUGGGGGGCUACUGAAAGUGAAGAUUGAUUUUUACAUCUAAAUCUAAGUAGAAAGCCAUCAAAGAAUUCCCAACUGUUCAGUGUCCUUGUUGUACACUAUGUGGUGAAGAUUGUGUUGUAAGGUGUACCUGGUUUUUGUGAUGUACAUUACAAUUUCCUAAUGAAGCCUUUAGAAUGAGGGGUCUGUUUGAAUAACUAGUGUAAUAAAUAGUUUUGUGGAGAUGGCCUCUGUCUCUCUUUCCUAGAGAACUGUUUUGCAGGUCUUAAUGCCUCUGAAAUCUAACUUGUUUGCUAGAAUAAAUUUCUAGUUGAAUUGUUUUGAUGAAAGUGGAAGGAUAAAAUUCCCAUUUAUAUGCAUACAAGUCAGAACAGGCAUAUGUACAGGAUGAAAACAAAUAGUCAGGCCUUAUCUUUGGAUUGAGUUAACCAUAUCUGCCGAACCAUUUUACUUUCUACUAUUUGUAGAAUAUAUUGGUUGUCACUACAAUAAAUUGGGAACCGAAUGGCCGUGAACUUAAAGAUAACUGAUAAUGUGAGGGACUUCCAUCCAGAAGGUUGAUACAGUAACUGCUGGUAUGGCUACUGGUAGGACCAUUCAAGAUCAACACAAUUUUAGUGGGGACCAUCCACGCUUAACACCCAUUGCAAACUGCCAUCCGGGAACCUUGAUAUAGGGCUUCUGACAGUUCGUUCCUUCUGGAUACGGUGUUUGAAAACAGUUGUGUCAGUGGAUUUACUCUGCUCAAAGUGCAGGAAGAAGGUGAUGAAGUUAAUAUCAUCUAUAGAAGGGAUAAAUUCAAUUGUCCUCGACCCUUCAAAAAAUACAGUGACGGUAAUUGGUGAAUCGGAUCCAGUAUGCAUCAUUAAACAGGUGAGAAAGUUCCGUAGUACUGCACAGAUUAUGAGUAUUGGGCCGCCAAAGGUAGAAGAGAAAAAGGAUGAGAAGAAAGAAGCAUUUCCUUCUCUUCCAAGAACAUGUCAGAGAUGUGAUGUCUGGUAUGUCGUUGGUCAAGAUUAUACUCCCUGCCACAUUUUAUGAUCAAUGAUGGACUACAUUAUAUAAAAUUCAGACAAACUUGUCAACUUGAGCGGUUUGUUACGCAACAAUUGUGUCUGCAUGCUUGCAGACAUUGAUUUAAAUCAUAAAAGGAUCUGGGUUCUGUCU
This is a messenger RNA of Daucus carota subsp. sativus, 2938 nucleotides long. Its product is annotated as inositol-pentakisphosphate 2-kinase. Lineage: Eukaryota; Viridiplantae; Streptophyta; Magnoliopsida; Apiales; Apiaceae. Gene Ontology annotation, biological process: inositol phosphate biosynthetic process. Gene Ontology annotation, cellular component: nucleus. The transcript is spliced from 10 exons. The record is from RefSeq and is a predicted model, not a curated record. Gene Ontology annotation, molecular function: ATP binding; inositol-1,3,4,5,6-pentakisphosphate 2-kinase activity. The coding region runs from base 187 to 1617 and encodes 476 amino acids.